Messenger RNA from Heterotrigona itama, 3171 nucleotides. The record is from the annotation of a GenBank genome assembly. Lineage: Eukaryota; Metazoa; Arthropoda; Insecta; Hymenoptera; Apidae.
AUGCAAACAGCAGACAACGCUUUAUUUCUUCUUUCCUCCGUGUGAUAACUUGUGUAGUGCCAUUUUCCUGUCCUGUUUCUUUUCUCUCUUUUUUUCCGUAUCUUCUUUUUAAGAUUGUUCUUUUCCUGUAAGUUCUUAGAAUUCAUUUCACAUCCUUUUUAUACAGUUAUUUUCAUUCCAAUUUGUUAUAAACUUGAAUUAUAUUGUAUUUCAAAAGCAAUCAAAUCUGUGUUAUCUUAUCUCUGAUAAGUUUUACAAAAAUUUCGUGUGAUACUGCGUUGUGCUUCAAAGAAUAAAUUAAAUAAAUUUUUGAUCAGGUAAGUAAUAGUAAUUUAAAAAAAUUUUUAUGAUCUCCCCAGUUUAUUUCUGCAUUAAGAGACAAAAGAUAAUUACAAUUUUUGUAAUUAUAUUUUAUUGUAUAUUUUAUUGUAUACUAUUGCGGAUUGCUAUAAAUUAUUCUUAAAAUAUACUAAAUUACUUUUUUCAAUAAAAUUUACUUUUGAAAACUAUUGCGAAGUAUUUUUUCCCCAUUCUUUUUGAGUUGCAGAAUAAUACAUUGUAGUUACAUUUAGUGACAUCUUUGAAGAAUUAUGACAAUUAAAAUGACAGGUCAUUGCUACUUCGUAAGCUUUAUAGUUUUAUAAUAUGACAAUUUUUCUUGUGACUGAUAAUCCAGUAACUAAAAUACAUUGAUAAGCAUUUCUUUUUUUCUUCUUUUUUUUCUUUUUUUUCUGAAUGAAGAUAAUCUCGUAUAUUUUGACGCAAAAGAAUUUUUAAGACAUGUCUCGAGAAGAUCAACAAAUUUUAAAACAAUUUUACAAUUGUUGCAUUUUACGCGAUGGAAUGAUCUUAAACGAAGAUUUGUGGGUUCGCGAUGGGAAGAUUGUUGAUCCAGAAAAAAUUUUCUACGAUGAAAGAAUCAAACCACAUGUAAGAAUCAAUUGCAACGGAGCACUAAUUUCUCCUGGAUAUAUAGAUCUUCAAAUUAAUGGAAUUAAUAAAGUAGCCAAAAGAUUGCUAGAAUUUGGUGUAACAUCAUUUUGUCCAACUCUGGUCACGUCUCCCAGUGAAACAUAUCAUAAAAUAUUACCAAAUAUUAAGAAGACAAAAGGUGGAAAACACGGUGCAACUAUAUUAGGAGUUCAUUUAGAAGGACCUUUUAUUAGCCCAAGGUUUCAAGUCAUUAACUGACAUGUAUGGAAGUCUAGAAAACGUGUGUCUUGUAACAUUGGCGCCCGAACUUCCUAAUGCUCAAUCCGUGAUUACAGAAUUGUGUAAGAGAAAUAUUACAGUUUCUCUUGUUUCACCAUAGAGAUCCAGGAUUAGUUGGUCUUUUGACAUCUGAUCAAGUUUAUCCUGGAAAAACUAUCCAUUAUGGCAUAAUUGCAGAUGGAAUUCAUACCCACCCAGCAGCAUUGCGUAUAGCUCAUAGGACUCACCCUAAAGGCCUUGUUUUAGUUACUGAUGCACUGUCAGCGCUAGGAUUACAAGAAGGUGUAUAUCAAUUAGGACAGCUUAAAAUUGAAAUGCGCUCGGGACGUGCAUAUAUUGCUGGAACAAAUACAUUGUGUGGCAGUACAGCAGAAAUGUCGAAGUGUGUCCGUCAUUUCAAAGAAGUAACAGGAUGUUCUAUAGUAGAAGCUUUAGAAGCUGCGACUCUCCAUCCAGCAACUACUCUAGGUAUUGAAAAAACUAAAGGAGUCUUAAAUUAUGGAGCAGAUGCUGAUAUAGUAAUGUUAAAUAAAGAUUUAGAACUAUUGUCAACAUGGAUAUCGGGAGAAUGUGUACACUGCAAUUGCAAAUACAAUGAAUAUUGUCAGUAAAGUAUAGUACUAUAAUGGAUAGUGGAAUCAAUUUCAUUAACAAAAUAAUCAGGGAAAAGUGUGGUUUAUCCAUAAAGCUAUAUUAAUUUUACAAACGUACUUUAUAUGCCUUAAAUAUUAAAUUUUUCUUAUAUAAUGAGUGAUGGCUGUGAAUAUCAUUCCAGCUAUAAUUUUAUUGUAAGAUAUGUAUGUAUAUAUUUUGUAUACAAGUAUUUUUAUGAACGUAUAUUUUGAUAUAUAUAAAAACAAAAAUUAAUUUUUAUUUACUUUAUUCAAAUAAUAGUGAAAUAUUCAUGAAAUAUGCAUGAAAAUAUGAAAUAUUACAAGGGAAAAUUGUAAUUAUUGUCUUUAAAUUAAUAACAAGAAGACUAGUUAUUUCUAAUAGUUAGCACAAUACAAAUAAGAUGUAUAUGUAUUUCAUUUCAUUAAAAAAUACAACUCAAAUAUAAGAUAUUUUAAUGUCAAACAGAAUAUAUAAGAAAUAAAUUGUUAUUUCUAACUCGUGUUUUAUAUUAGUUAUUAUAAAUUUUUUAAAUCGUUUUUUAAAAUUAAAUUGUACUGCAUUAAAAAAUAGCUUUAAUUUGUAGAAUAUUUAUUUUGUUUAUUAUAAAUUUUUAGAAUUAAAUAUAGCAGACGUGAAAAAAGAAAUUAAAAGGAGAAAUUGUUAUCAUUUUAUUUGAUAUUAAUUUUAUGUGAAAAAUCUCAUCUAAUUAAUAUUAUCAUUAUUCAUAUAUAUGCCAUUAUCACAAUUUGUAUAUAUAAAUAUGUUAAAUACGAUUAGUAGCACCAAUAUUUUAAUUAGAUAUUAAACAAUAUUUUGCAGUCAUUGUAGCAAAGCGUUGACUUUCUUAACUUAAUUAAAAGAUUAUUAAUUUUGUUUUUUAAUUUAAAAAUUAGUGUUUCACAAUCGCAUGUGAUUUACUCUUACAAGGUAAAACGACGACGAAAGCGGAGUCACGUAAGGCUCUUAUGUUAAUAAACGACGUCCUUCAGGUUGCAUAUGUAUGGAGAGUGUCUAAUGCCAAAUGAAUGUGCUGGAGGAAUGUCAAGAACUACCUGUAAAAGGUAGUUUUGCCACUGUACAGAUGUUCCAUAAAAAGCUAAUAAAAAGAUUAAUAUCUAUUUCAGCGGAGAACGUUUCUUGAAAUCCAAUUAGGAUUUCAUAAAAGUACCAAUGUAAGAAUAUCGGUAUUCUUAAGUUUCCAGCUGUAUAGAAAUCGCCGAAAUUGCCGAAAUUGCGUUCCAUUUAUUCUGUAUUUUUUGUCGAAUGAAUUAUCCAAAUUACAAGUUGCAAGUAAAUAGAAAUAUUUUCUUUCCUUCGCUUAUUUUGAUUUUUUUUUUUUUUUUU